AGGAAGCAGAGAGGAGACGUUGGUGGAAGUGGCAGAAAAGGAGGUAAUAAGAUAUUAUUAUUAUUAUACAUAUUUUUAGAAGGACACAAGGAUCUCUACAAGGACGUCAUGAUGGACAAUCAGCCGCCCCUCACAUCACCGGAGUGCGGGAAGGGUUUCCCUUCAAAAUUCCAUCUUAAUGAGCAUAAAAGGUCUCACACGGGGGAGAAGCCGUAUUCCUGUCCUGAGUGCGGGAAAUGUUUUUCACAAAAGUCUAAUCUUCAAAAGCAUAUGAGGCUUCACACAGGAGAGAAGUCAUAUUCCUGUCCUGAGUGCGGGAAAUGUUUUAUACAAAAAUCACAUCUUGUUACACAUCAAAGGCUUCAUACAGGGGAAAAACCAUACUCCUGUUCUGAGUGUGGGAAAUGUUUUUCAGACAAAUCUUUUUAUCACAGACAUCAAAGAUUGCACACAGGUGAGAAGCCAUAUACCUGUCCUGAGUGUGGGAAAUGUUUUGUAGAAAAGGCAAAACUUGUCACACAUCAGAGAUCUCACACGGGGGAAAAGCCAUAUACCUGUCCUGAGUGCGGGAAAUGUUUUUCAGACAAGUCCAAUCUUUACAGACAUCAGAGAUUGCACACGGGUGAAAAGCCAUAA
This is a messenger RNA of Staurois parvus, 636 nucleotides long. Lineage: Eukaryota; Metazoa; Chordata; Amphibia; Anura; Ranidae. The record is from the annotation of a GenBank genome assembly.